CGGCACGGCCGGCCCUGACUACAUUUCCCAUGAUGCUCGGGCACAGCGGGGCCGGAUAUCCGUUCUGUCGCGGGUUGACGUGUCCUUCCUCAGUGUGUGAUCACGUAGAGCCCGGUGUGGAGUCAGUGUGAGCUGGAAACCGGCGGGAUGAAGACGUUAUUUGCUGCGCUGCUCGCCCUCUUGGCGGUCGUCCGGUGCGAGGAAGGCGCCCGGUUGUUGGCGUCAAAGACCCUACUGAACAGAUACGCGGUGGAGGGGAAGGACCUGACGCUGCAGUAUAACAUCUACAAUGUGGGCUCCAGCGCCGCCCUGGAUGUGGAGCUUUCCGACGAUUCCUUCCCUCCUGAGGACUUCGGGAUCGUCUCCGGGAUGCUGAAUGUUAAAUGGGACAGAAUCGCCCCAGCCAGCAACGUCUCCCACACCGUGGUCCUGCGCCCCCUAAAGGCCGGGUACUUCAACUUCACCUCUGCCACCAUCACUUACCUGGCUCAGGAGGGCUCUCAGGUUGUGGUGGGGUACACCAGCGCCCCCGGACAAGGAGGGAUCCUGGCUCAGAGAGAGUUCGACAGACGGUUCUCCCCACAUUUUCUGGACUGGGCGGCCUUCGGAGUGAUGACUCUGCCCUCCAUCGGGAUCCCACUCCUCCUCUGGUUUUCAAGCAAGAGAAAAUACGACACCCCCAAACCCAAGAAGAACUGAGGGGGUCCUCAUACUCCGGACUAGCUGUGUCAUACCUCACCACCUACUGCUGCCUUCUCCAGGAAACCCCAGGCGCCCCCCUGAGGCAGCUCUGGCACCAUCUGAUCUCCAGUGUGUGGCGCUCCAUGACCUCACGAAUAUUGGGGCAUAUUCAUUGACUUCAACAACAACAAAAAAAAAUUUUUUUUUUUCCUGUGGGGAGGGUCACUAUGGAUGUGCAGUUACUCUGUCGGUGCCACCACAGCAGCAUAAACCCUUAUAAUUGUGUCUAUGGGACGAUUAUUUUUUUAUUUUAUUUUUUUUGGGUGCAAAAGCCUUUUACCUGCUAAGUGUCAUCUGUACAGGGAAGGGGCGCUACUGAGCACUGGGCUCUACACUGCCCCCUUGUGGAACAAUGGAGGGUUUUCUAAUAAAAGUGAAAUAAAACAAUCCUGUGUCUU
Messenger RNA from Hyla sarda, 1139 nucleotides. It is a transcript of the gene SSR2, whose product is annotated as signal sequence receptor subunit 2. Bases 148 to 699 code for a protein of 183 amino acids. Gene Ontology annotation, cellular component: membrane; endoplasmic reticulum. Lineage: Eukaryota; Metazoa; Chordata; Amphibia; Anura; Hylidae. The record is from RefSeq and is a predicted model, not a curated record. The transcript is spliced from 6 exons.